AAGGGAGAAAAAGGAGCGGAAAACAGGCGGAACCCGGCGCGGUUUUGUCCGCGCUGCGGAGGGGAGGGGACAAAGGGGAGGGGACGCGGAGCGGGGGAGGGGACCCGGAGCGGGGGAGGGGACCCGGAGCGGGGGAGGGGACGCGCAGGGGACACCCCGCGCCCCUCGCUGCCCGUGACGGCGGCGGCGCCGCGCCGGGGCCGCGCCUUUUAACGGCGGCGCUCCAUGGCCGGGGCGGCCGCGCUCCGCCAAGCCCGAGCGGGAGCCGCCGCUCCCGGCCCCGCGGAGCAUGGGCGAGCACAACCUGCUGAACCCCGGCUUCGUGGGGCCGCUCGUCAACAUCCACACCGGAGACGCUUUUUAUUUCCCCAAUUUCCGCGGGGCGGGCGCGCAGAUCCCCGCGCUGCCGUCCCUGCCCUACCCCCGGCGGGACAACUUCGGCUCCCUGCCCGCCUGGGCGCCCGCGGAGCCCUGCGCGCCCUACGCGCAGCCCUACCUGGGCUUCGGGCGCGCCUGCGAGCUGCCCCGCGAAGAGGGCAAGUGCUACUAUCGCGACAGCGCCGCCGAUAAAAGCGACAGGGGAAGGGACGGCGCGUUGCUGGCGCUGGAGCCGCUGCCCGCAGCCGCGCCCGCCGCGGGGAACCACGCGGGGAAUUUGGGCACUUUGGGAGGGUUCGGAAAGUUCGAGUACGGCGGGGCCGAGGGAGCGGCGCAGGAGCCGCCGGCCUGCCAGAGCCUGGAGUCGGACUCGGGCUCGCCGCUGCUCGGAGAGGGAGGAAAAGGGGACGCGGCGGGGCUGGUGUCGCCGCUGAACGCUGCAGGAGGCGGCGCCCCGUGGUACCCGAUGCACACGCGGUCCCGCAAGAAGCGCAAGCCCUACUCGAAGCUGCAGCUGGCGGAGCUGGAGGGGGAAUUUUUGGUGAACGAAUUCAUCACGCGGCAGCGGCGCCGGGAGCUCUCGGACCGCCUGAACCUCAGCGAUCAGCAGGUGAAGAUUUGGUUCCAGAACCGGCGCAUGAAAAAGAAAAGACUCCUCCUCAGGGAGCAGGCGCUCUCCUUCUUUUAAAGGAGGAAAAAUAACAAAAAAAAAGAAAAAAAAAAAAAAAUUGUAGUUAAAAGCGUUGC
Messenger RNA from Prinia subflava (tawny-flanked prinia), 1125 nucleotides. RefSeq names its product homeobox C12 (gene HOXC12). Gene Ontology annotation, molecular function: sequence-specific double-stranded DNA binding; DNA-binding transcription factor activity, RNA polymerase II-specific. Gene Ontology annotation, biological process: regulation of DNA-templated transcription. The record is from RefSeq and is a predicted model, not a curated record. NCBI's taxonomy places the organism in Eukaryota, Metazoa, Chordata, Aves, Passeriformes, Cisticolidae. The coding region runs from base 290 to 1066 and encodes 258 amino acids. The transcript has 2 exons.